Messenger RNA from Lycium ferocissimum, 1614 nucleotides. Its product is annotated as beta-glucosidase 12-like. Gene Ontology annotation, biological process: carbohydrate metabolic process. Gene Ontology annotation, molecular function: beta-glucosidase activity. Bases 163 to 1401 code for a protein of 412 amino acids. NCBI's taxonomy places the organism in Eukaryota, Viridiplantae, Streptophyta, Magnoliopsida, Solanales, Solanaceae. The transcript has 11 exons. The record is from RefSeq and is a predicted model, not a curated record.
UGUUUUUUUUUUUUUUUUUUUUUUUUUUUUUUACUGUUUCUUUCUUCACAUCAUACAACUCAUUCGGAGAAAAUAUUCUCCCAAUAUACAGAAAAGAUCUUUGACCGUUCUACUGGAGAUGUCGCUGUUGAUUUCUAUCAUCGGUAUAAGGAAGACAUUCAAAUGCUUAAGGAACUGGGAUUGAAAGCUUUCAGGUUGUCUAUCUCUUGGUCUCGGAUUUUACCAUAUGGGAAGGUAAGCAAAGGAGUGAAUCCAGAAGGCAUCAAAUUCUACAAUAAUGUCUUCAACGAGCUAAUUGCUAAUGGUAUAACUCCUUUUGUGACUCUAUUCCACUGGGACACACCACAAGCCCUUGAAGACGAAUAUGGAGGGUUUCUAAGCUCCAAAAUAGCGAAAGACUAUGGUAACUUUGUGGACAUUUGCUUCAAAGAAUUUGGGGACCGAGUGAAGUACUGGAUAACUAUGAAUGAGCCACUUUCAUACAGCAUGAAUGGAUAUACAAAAGGAACCUUUGCACCAGGAAGAUGUUCUAAAUUUGUAGGCAACUGCACUGAGGGUAAUUCUGGAACUGAGCCAUACAUUGUAGCUCACAACUUGCUUCUUGCACAUGCAACUGGUGUUAAGGUGUACAGAGAGAAAUAUCAGAAAACUCAGAAAGGCCAGAUAGGAAUUACUCUAGUCACUCAUUGGUUUGUGCCUAAAAUCAACACACCUCAAGGACUCAAGGCCCCACUAAGAGCUCUUGACUUUAUGCUGGGUUGGUUUUUGGAUCCAAUAACAUAUGGUGACUACCCAGCAAGCAUGCGAGCUAUUGUAGGACAUCGGCUCCCAAAAUUCACACCUGAGGAAUCAAAGUUAGUGAAAGGGUCAAUGGAUUUCUUAGGGAUGAAUUACUAUACCACAUAUUAUGCUUCUCCAUUGCUCUCUGUUAAUAGAGUUAACCUCAGCUACUCUACGGACAAUCAUGCUGAUCUAACACCACAAAAGGACGGAAAACCUAUUGGCACACCGACUGCCUUGGAUUGGCUUUUCAUUUAUCCAAAAGGGAUAUAUGGUCUCAUGCUUCACAUCAAGGAAAAAUAUAACAAUCCUCCCGUCUACAUCACCGAAAAUGGGAUGGCAGAUGCCAAUAAUAGCACAAUGCCACUUAAAGAAUCUCUUAAUGACGACAUGAGGAUAAAGUAUUAUGAAGGCCAUCUAUGGUUUCUAUCAAAAGCUAUAAAGGAUGGAGCAAACGUAAAAGGACAUUUUGUGUGGUCAUUCUUAGAUGACUAUGAAUGGGAUGCUGGUUUCACAGUCCGAUUUGGCCUCACGUUUGUUGACUACAAGAACGGACUAAAACGAUACCAUAAGAAAUCUGCUUACUGGUACAAGAAGUUUCUUUUGUAUACCGGCCAAUAAAUAAUCUAACUCUUUCUAGAGGGGCUUAGCUUCUUUGUGGAUGUGUGUGUCAUUGAAUUUCUAGCAGAAUUUAGCUAUGUAAGCGCUGUUGUACUGUGUUGACAGAAAAUGAAUGUCCUUUACUUUUGUGUUUUCAGAAAUAAGACGGAAGCACCUCCGUAUUAGUUAUGUACUUGCUUGGUAAUAGAUAAACGUCUGGAUUCUGCUAGCAAA